Messenger RNA from Cottoperca gobio, 4395 nucleotides. RefSeq names its product immunoglobulin-like and fibronectin type III domain-containing protein 1. The record is from RefSeq and is a predicted model, not a curated record. The transcript is spliced from 25 exons. The coding region runs from base 1 to 4149 and encodes 1382 amino acids. Gene Ontology annotation, molecular function: protein binding. NCBI's taxonomy places the organism in Eukaryota, Metazoa, Chordata, Actinopteri, Perciformes, Bovichtidae.
AUGACACACGAGGAGAACCUCCAAGGCUGGGUUUCUCACCCUUUUCUGGCCCAUGCCCCCAUGUUUAGGCUGGUGUGUUACCGCCACAAAGUGAUCACAUUUCUGAGCGGACAGAAAACAGACAACGCUGCAAUGAGUUCAAAAACAAACCAGGACCCAAAAGCCUUGGAACAUGCCCUGCGGGCGACUCACAUAGUCCCUGUGGGCGACCAAGUGCCCCGCGGGCACCACGUUGGCUACCCCUGCUCUAAAGUGACUGAACUAUGCAUCUAUAACACCUGUAUAUUUCUGGUCUCAACAGUGGCUAUCAAGAAGAGGUCCAGAGUUCCCGGAGUUAUGAUCACUCAGUAUGUUGAGAUACUUCCUGUAGGAAAGUCGACACCUGACUUCACCCGGAAGCCAAUGCCCAUAACGGCUCAGGAGGGCAAAAAAGUAUUGUUCAAAGCUAUAGUUGGUGGAGAGCCGGCGCCAGCUGUAACAUGGGGGCGAAACAAUGGCGAGGUUGAUGACCCAGAAAAGUACAAGACCCGAUACGAUGAAAGAGCUCAAGAACACAUUCUAGAGCUCCUUAAUGUGAAACAAGAUCAAGCCGGUGCGUACAAAUGCUUUGCCACCAACGAGUACGGACAGGCGGUCUGCACUGCAAACCUCAAUGUUAUUGAAGUUGGCUUCAAGAAGAAAGCCUUGGCAGCAAAUGAACAAGCGCCGCAAGAUUUCAGAAAAAUGCUUAAGAAAACUGUUGUUGUCACCAGAAAAAAACAACUGCCACCAAAAAAAGAUGGAGAAAUUGAUCCUAAGCUCCUUGAACUGCUCAUCUGUGCACCGAAGAAGGACUAUGAAAAGAUCUGUUAUGACUUUGGUGUUUUUGACUUUCGCUGGCUGCUGAAGAGACUUAACCAGUUGAAAAAGGAAAGAGAAGAUGAGCAGGCAAAGGUUGUAGAGCAACUGGGAAAUGUGAAACAAAUAGAAGUGAAACCCGAUGGAAGAGCUGAAUUUAGCCUCGACAUGACACUACAGGAUCCCAACAGUGAGAUUAACUUAUACAAGGAUGGGACACUUGUUCCAUACGAUGAUGAUGACAAGUCAAAGCAUAGCCUUAAGAAAACAGGGAAGAAAUAUGUUUUCAGCAUCAAAGAUCCUCAGCAAGAAGAUGCUGGGUUUUACCAGCUUGAUGUUGAAGAGGCAAAUGUCCUAACAACUGACUUUAAAGUGCCUGCCGUGGAGUUCAUAGCCAAGAUUAAGGAUGUGAAGGCCUUUGAAAGUGGGGACGCAAUCUUUCAGUGCGUCCUGUCAACACCCCUCAACAGAAUUACCUGGUCAAAUCAGGACUCGUCACUUGAACAUGGGGACAAAUAUGAGAUCACUGUGUCAGAGGAUAAGCUCAUUCACACAUUGAAAGUUAAAGACUGUAAAAUGGCAGAUAAUGGAGCAUAUUAUGCCAUAGCUGGGAUAACUUCGAGUAGUGCUUCUCUCAAAGUGGAAGCUGAUCCUAAUGCUAAAGGUCGCGAUGGCACCCAAACUGGAGAUCAAGAAGACCUGAAUAAACUUGCAUUGGAAAAGCAGGCCAAGCAACAAGACGACUUGGAGGCAGCCAGACCAGCAGAUGGAGGAGACGGCUCUGGGGAUGGGUCUGGUGGCAAGACUGAUGGAGACGGCACAAAUAACAAUCUCCCGACAGGUGGAGAUGAUGAAAAUAAAGGGGAUGAUGGAGAUGAUAAGAAAAAGAAGCGAGUACGAACUGGCCCUUUGGUUCCUGACACUGUUAUAGAUUGUGGUGUUCAGUUUGUCAGUGGGCUUUCAGACACUGUUGCUAAACUUGGUGAACGGGCAGAGCUGUCUUGCAAACUAAGCAGUGAGACCACUGAGGGACGUUGGUAUAAAAAUGGGAAGCUGCUUACCGAUGAGGAUGGGGUAACGAUUAUCAAAGAUGGAGCCUGUCACAGGUUACUAAUUGAUUGCUGUAAAAAAGAUGAUGCAGCUGUUUACCGCUUUGAAGCAGAAGGCCGUAAAUCAGAAGCAACACUUAAUAUUCAAGAUCCACCAAAUAUCGACGCUGAUGCGCUCGGAAAAUUCACAAAGCCAGUCAUUAUAAAGGCAGGUGAAAGUGCAGAAUGGAAGCUGCCAUUCUCGGGUGGGGCACCGAUGAAUAUAAAGUGGUACAAGGAUGAUGACGAGCUUUUGCCCGCUCUCAAUGUGAAGAUUGAAACCUCUGAUACUGAGAGCAAACUACGCCUUCUUAAGUGUCAAAGGAAAGAUUGUGCAGAGAUCAAAAUUAAAAUAAAAAAUGAAUUUGGAACAAUUGAGGCAAUAUCCAAACUUAUUGUACUAGACAAACCCACACCACCGCAAGGACCUGUGGACAUUAUGGAAAGUGCUGUAACGUCUGUUGAGUUCAAAUGGAAGCCGCCAAAAGACAGCGGUGGAUGCCCGGUCACAAACUAUCUCAUAGAACGGCAACAAGUAGGUCGCAAUAAAUGGUCAAUUCUGGGUGAGAUCCCUGGAAGCAACCCAAGUUACAGAGAUUCAGAUGUGACCCCUGGAAGGAGAUACUGCUACCGGAUCAGAGCCAAAAACGCAGAAGGCAUCAGUGAAUAUCUGCAGAGCGAGGACAUACCAGCUGGUGUAUUACGUUAUCCUGGACCCCCAGCCGCACCUAAAGUGGUCAGUGCUUUUAAAGACUGCAUCAAUCUUGCAUGGUGUCCUCCAUGUGACAAUGGAGGAACCAAAAUAGUCGGAUACAAUUUGGAAAAGAACAAGAAAGGCACUAACUACUGGAGCCUUGUAAACCAAGGAGGGCCUAUUACAGAUACAAAGUAUGCAGUGAAAGACGUUUUUGAAGGAGCAGCAUAUGAAUUUAGAGUGUCUGCUGUUAACCUAUCUGGUGCUGGAGAUCCGAGUAUUCCAUGCGACACAGUAAUCGCAAGAGAUCCAAUGAAACCCCCAGGCAAAGUCACAGACCUGAAGUUAACAUCCUCCGAUUACACCACAUUUUCACUGGCUUGGACUAAACCUAAAGAAAUGAAAGGGGUAGAGGAUGAAGCCCAGGGCUACUACGUGGAGAUCAGACCAAUAGAAAACCUUGAAUGGACCCGUUGUAAUGCCACCCCAAUUACUAUAACGUCUUACACCGUGCUUGGCUUGAAGGCAAUGGCCACAUACUGGGCGAGAGUAAUUGCCACCAAUUAUGGAGGUGAUGGAGAACCUCGGGGCUUUGACAAUUACAUAAUUGCCAUGCCUCCUCCUGUAAGGCCAAAGUUUAAAGAUCGCAACAUGAAGACCUUUGUGGUGGUCAGAUCUGGAAACACAGUCCGUCUGAACAUCAACUUUGAGGCCUCUCCCCUGCCAGAAGUCUUUUGGCAAAAAGAUAGCACUCCAUUGCCCAAACAUGUAAUUAUAACCAACUCUGACAAAGGCUCUCAACUGUUAAUCCCCACAUCUGAGCGGCCCGACAGUGGCAUCUACACCAUUACUGUCAAGAACAUUGUCGGCCGAGAGAGCUUCAAUGUUGAAAUCAGAGUUACAGAUGAUCCCAAGCCCCCAGGUCCUGUGGAGCUGGACCAGAACAUCCCAGGAACAGUGACUCUGUCCUGGACUCCCUCUCCAGAUGAGAAGAGGGAUGACAGAUUACACUACAUGGUAUCCAAGAAGGACUCCUUCAAACGCACUUGGAGGACAGUGGCAGACAACCUCUUCAACAAUAAAUUCACAGUCAUCAAUAUUUUGCCUGGACGGGAGUAUCACUUCAGGGUGUUUGCUAAAAAUGACAUGGGUCCUUCACCACCUUCUGAGUCUCCUGUGUUUGGAACUAUAAAGGAAAAAGGAAAGUUCAAAGUAAACUUGCCAGACACAAAAUCCUUUGACUUCCAGUCCCCUCCGUCAUUUAUCGUUCCCCUGAAGAGGCGUACAACUCCACAGGGUUACGAGUGCUACAUGAGCUGUGCAGUUAAGGGUGAUCCAGCUCCACGUGUGACAUGGUACCGUAGAAAUAUCAGCCUCAACACAAACACCAACUACCACGUCACUAAUGUAUGUGGAGUCUGCUCCUUGCUCAUACUAAGGGUGGGAGCCAAAGACAGCGGGGAAUACAAAGUUGUCAUUGAGAACAAACUGGGGACAGCCGAGUCCUCAAUGACGCUGAAUGUCACUUAAAUAAGAGUGAAGAACAGCUGCAGCUGCUGGACAGAAGCUGAACGAACAGAUGUCUUACUGAGUUUUCAUUCAUCUCCCACUAGUGUGAUGCUCCACUAUUUAAACACUUAACUUGAGAAAGCUCCAGAAACCAAGAAAUGUCUCUUUUAGGAAAAUGUUAUAUGCUGUACUAUUAAACUUCGGAGAUAUUUCACCAUCCUGCUUCUAUUCACACUGUAAUAGAAUUAGCCGUAUGGGAAAAUGUUU